Molecule: messenger RNA, 612 nt
Organism: Penicillium taxi
Lineage: Eukaryota; Fungi; Ascomycota; Eurotiomycetes; Eurotiales; Aspergillaceae
Exons: 1
Coding region: 1-612 (203 amino acids)
Source: RefSeq, a predicted model, not a curated record
AUGUCGACCCUUCCACUUCCAGGCGGAGACCUCAGCGCUCGAACGGCAGCAAAAUCCCCAAGACUAAAGGAACUCCUAUUUUCUCAAACACAGAAUGGCUACACAACCAUUUCCAUCCCAGCCACCUACGGCUACAACACAGGCCUCUCACCCGGCGCAAUUGCCGGCAUAGUCCUCGGCAGUGUCGCGGGUCUCUGCAUACUCCUCUACAUCCUAUUCAUCAGCCUGUUAAAAGUAGGCUUCAAGCCACACGGGAAUCGAGGCGGUCCCAUCACCGCCAGGUCCAUGACAUCAAGGACUAUUGACGAGGAAGUAGUCCGCAGUCGGCGCGGAUCCCGAUCUCCACGACGUCGGGGCUCAGUGAUUGAAGUCGUUGAAGAUCGGCGCGGUAAUAGUUAUCGCCGGGCUCCGUCGCACGAUCACGUUGUUGUCGAGGAGUCGGAAUCUGGAACUGCUACUACUGAUCCGCGGAAUGUUGUCGAGGUUUUUGAGGAGGAGUCUUCUGUUUCGUCUGCUUCGAGGCCGUCGAGACGGUCUAGGAGUCAUCGGUCUAGAACGCGCAUUGUUGAGCCUCAUGAUCAUGGUAGCUCGCAUGGUGGGAGUCAGUAUUAA